GGUCUUUGUUCGAGGAGAGAGAGCUUAUCUUACCAGAAUCGAGCUGAAGUGAGUGGUGGUCUGUAAACUCGAGCUGUGAGAGUGCUGAGACUGUUUGGUUGAUAUCUCGAGUUAUACCAAUCCAAAUAAGGCGUGCGAGAUACCCACAGAAAGCUCUCAAGACGAGGAAUCCGUGAAGGUCUGGUUUGCAUCAAUCGGAGUAGUGGAAGGCUUUCAAAUCGUCCGAGCAAAACACAACCUCGCGGAAUACGUUUUUGUAUUCAAAGUAAGUUUGAAUCCAAAACCUUCCUCUCUAUUGUCUAAACCAUAUAAAUGAUUGAAGAACUAUUAUACACUGAUUGAAGUGUAUAAAAUGUUAUUAUAAAGUGACUUUAAUUGUUGGAAAAGUUAGAUACUAAUCUAGACAAAACCUUGAAAGGUUAGGGAACGAUUUCGUCGGGAAACACCCGUUCUAGGGACUGUUUUUGUGCCUUCGGUUAGGAGUUGAACUAGCACUUUGAAGAGGCUGUUUAACACUCAAUUCCAAGCAAGGAAUCAGUCCUCAAUCUUUCUUGGCCGAGGCUUUGGUCAUUGGAUCGAGAAGGAAAGUUUUAAAGCUCAUUUGAGUUUCAGGUAGGACUUGAAGGUUGCUACCGCCGCCGUUGCUUUGGGGAGGUUCAAGGAAGGAGACGUGGUUCGUGCUUCUUCCGUUCCUGUUUUGAAAACAUUUUUAAAUAAUGCUCAUGGAUACUAUUUGAAUAUUUAUUUGGGCUUGUAUGCCCGUGUUUGCCACGUGUGGCUUGGAUAUUUGAAUUAAUGUUUCCGCUGCUUGAUUAAAUAUUUUGCAUUAUGAUUGUUUAUGGAUGUACUAUUGUGAAUGAUAUUCAUGACGCCUAGUAUAGUAUGGAUGAGUUGGACUGCGGUUGACUAUUCGUACUGUACGGCGGGUUGUUGACGUGUCCGGUGGGUCCGGGGCGUGACAAUUUAAUUGGUAUCAAAGCCCUAGUCCGUAAACUUCAUAAUGAAGCUUCAAAAUCUCUUUUUGAAAAACGAAUUUGAAAACCAUGAGCAUAAAAGUUUUGUACUUAUAGAACUUUUGGUACUUGAGUUGCAAAGUCUCUAAUUGUUAAGAUGGUACCCUUAACAAUUGGUAUGGCGGUGAUUUGAGCCAAAAGAUAUCUUUAAGUACCUAUCCGUCACUUGACAUUUGAUACGAGCCUAAUGGCUCAUUCUAAACUUCUUUCAGAAAUGGAACGCACCGGUAGAGUGACUCGACGGAACCCGACUGGCCAGGUGCUGGGAGGAUCCCAACGUGGCAGUCAGGGGGGAUCAAGAGAGUCCGGGGGACAGGGCCGAGCAGGCCACUCGCUGACCGUGAGUGACGGUCACGUGGAAACAAUAGAUGAGCACUAUGAGUCCGAGGAGGAUUCAACUUACCAACCGGGAACUGAGCCGGUUGACACCCCAUAUGAUGGGGAACACGAUGAUGCUAGUGAUGAGAGUGAUGAUAAUGACGCUCUUGAACGGAUUGAGGAAUUGCUCCGGCAAUACCAACAAGAUCGCCAAAGGCGCCGGGCAAGGCGUGCUUUGGAAGGGGCUUCGAGGAGAGGAAGCCGCGCGACUCCUAGGGAGAGCAUUGAACUCCGAGGGGGUCGAGGUGCCGAGGUUCCUAUCAUAAGGAUCUCAAAGUACCUAAAGGAGGCAAGAGACUUGGGAUGUAAACCGUUUGAUGGAACGGGAGACAUCUCCGUGGCGGCCGAGUGGAUCAAGAGAUUCAAUGAAGCGGCCCUUGAUAUGCAGCUGCCACCCCAUAUGAAGAUGAGAGUGGCAACAAGAUUGCUAGAAGGAAUGGCGUCCACGUGGUGGGACGGUGUCAAAGGGAAGUACGGUGAGGCGGUCACUUGGGAGA
Messenger RNA from Cuscuta epithymum, 1888 nucleotides. Lineage: Eukaryota; Viridiplantae; Streptophyta; Magnoliopsida; Solanales; Convolvulaceae. The record is from the annotation of a GenBank genome assembly.